Molecule: messenger RNA, 1368 nt
Organism: Tachysurus fulvidraco (yellow catfish)
Lineage: Eukaryota; Metazoa; Chordata; Actinopteri; Siluriformes; Bagridae
Gene: cldn15a
Product: claudin 15a
Exons: 5
Coding region: 199-870 (223 amino acids)
Biological process (GO): cell adhesion; bicellular tight junction assembly
Cellular component (GO): plasma membrane; bicellular tight junction
Molecular function (GO): structural molecule activity
Source: RefSeq, a predicted model, not a curated record
AGAGAGAGAGAGAGAGAGAGAGAGAGAGAGAGAGAGAGAGAGAGAGAGACUCAUAAAUCAUUGAUUUGCGUGCUUUAUACUCAGCAUCUUCGAAAGAUUUGUCUCACAGGUGUGCACCCGCUCUUCAUGGGUAGCUGGACAAAAGUGAAAAGUGAAGUAUAAGGACACAGGAUUGACAAAGGCGCACGCAGAAAACAAAUGGAUCCGAUUGUUGAAGUGGUGGCCCUGUUUCUCGGGUUUUUGGGCUGGGUUAUGGUAGGCAUCACAUUACCUAACCGCUACUGGAAGACCUCCACUGUGGACGGGAACGUUAUCACCACCUCCACUCUAUAUGAGAACCUGUGGAUGUCGUGCGCUACUGACUCGACCGGAGUGCACAACUGCCGCGAGUUCCCUUCACUACUUGCGCUCUCCGGUUAUCUUCAGGCAUCAAGGGCUCUUAUGAUCACUGCUGUGGUUUUUGGGACAUUUGGCCUGGUUGCCACCCUCAUAGGCAUGCAAUGCUGCAAAGCAGCUGAGGACAACCUAGUUCUCAAAGGCAAGCUUGCUGGAACUGGAGGAGUCUUCUUCAUUCUACAAGGCAUUUGCACAAUGAUAUCUGUGUCCUGGUAUGCAUUCAACAUCACCCAGGAGUUCUUCAAUCCACUUUACCCAGGCACAAAGUAUGAGAUAGGAGAAGCACUGUACAUUGGAUGGUGCUCUGGGACUCUUGCCAUCUGUGCUGGAGCAUGUCUAGUAUUUUCCUGCAAAACUAAGACAGAUGACAAACCCGCGUAUACAUAUCAACCUUCCAGAGGAACCAUAUACUCUACAGGAGCAGCAUCAAGAAGAGAUGCGCAAAGCACUUAUGACAAGAAUGCAUAUGUCUGAUAAAUGAUCAAACAGCCAACCAGACCAGUACAGGACAACUCAGUGUAUAAAUAUGAUAAAGACCCAGAGUGUGUUCAUGUUCAUUGAGUGCAUGUAAUGUAAAUGUGUAGAUUUGUACAAGCAUUUGAAGCAUUGUAUGUUAGUUGGAAUCAAAUUACGAAGCCAGAUUUGUUUUUGUUUUUUUGAGUGACAAUUCUGCGGCAAUACUUGAAGCAACUUUUAAACCGUUUUUAUUAAUCUGUUCUACAGAAAUGCCUUGAAAUUAUUCCACUUUUAUACAGAAUUUGUAAUAUUUUAAAUUACAAAUUCUUUUUUUUUUUUUUUACAUUGUACAGGAAUGUUGACGCUUUUGUGUGGUUUUGUAAAAGUAAACAGCUGUUCACGAUACAGAUGAAUAAUUAUGUUUAAUUAUGUUUUAUUUUUAAUUUCCUGGCACAUUCUUAUUGCAUGUCUUUGUUUUAUAGCUAUAAUUGUGAAAUAAAUGAAUGCCAGAAUGCA